This is a messenger RNA of Mesorhabditis spiculigera, 1377 nucleotides long. Lineage: Eukaryota; Metazoa; Nematoda; Chromadorea; Rhabditida; Rhabditidae. The record is from the annotation of a GenBank genome assembly.
AUGUCGCCCGUCGCCGACAAAGAGGUCGUCAUCAUCGGAAACGGGCCAGCCGGACUAGCCCUGUCAUCAUUCCUCUCCGGCGUUUCGCCUUUCUACUGCGGCCCGCAUCCGGAUCCCGUGCUCCACGAUCGGCUCUCCGAAAAUGCGCAUCUUUCGCUGCUCGACCAGGAUCUGUCGUGGGUGUCCGGCUGGGAUGAGCUCAGCUCGUCGCUGCGCCCGAUCAACGCCUUCUACGACCAGCUCGUCCGGCCGGCCGCUGAUCUUGGUGAACUACGACCGUCAAGCCUCGAGUGGCGGUUGAACCCCGAUAAAGCCGUUGACCACCUCGUCCUCGGCGACACCGCCAUCGGCGGAUCCUGGAACGGGUACGAUAAAGAGAUGGCUGCCGUCUCGUAUCACAGCUGGCUGAAUUUGCCCGGUUACUCGAUCGGAGAAUGGCUAGGAGACGAACCGCCAAUGUCUCGAAUCCCGGCCGUCGUCUACUGCAAGUACAUGGAGAAGUACGCGAAACACCUCGGCAUCCGCAAACAUUUCCGCCCGCACAGCCGAGUCACCAGCAUUACGAAAGAAGGCCACCUAUGGCGAAUCAAGGGCGCCUUCCUGAAGUGCGGCGUCAAGUGGCAGACGUUCAACGUGACGGCAAAACGGGUCGUGAUGGCUUGCGGCAAGACCAAGAUCCGGAGGUUACAGGUUGAGGGCGAGGGCGAGUCGAAGAACAUUGCCUACGACAUGAAAUGCUUGCGGAAAAAGCUGACAAGGUUGUUGACGCAUCGCAGUUGCCCCUCGGACAUCCGGGUCGUUGUCGUCGGGGAUGGGAUCUCCUCCGCUGAUAUGGUCCACUUCUGCCUUUCUCAAGGAGUACGUGUCCUCCACGUCAUCAAGAAGAGCGAGAAGCAGCUACGAGCGACAGUGAUGUCCCGCCUCUCCGCCAGCCACUACCCCGAAUACCACCAGGUUCACCGGCUAAUGACAGGCCGCGAAACUAACGAGCUCUACGAACGGCGCACCGACUGCACGGCCACCCGAUUGUCCGAUGGAUGCGCCACCGUAUCCGGAAAGGGCAAUGGGUUCGAGUCGGAGGAGCCGUACAACCUGCUCGGCGUGUGCAUUGGCCGCGAGUCGGACGGCGCGGGUCUGCUCGACAAGAAGUACACGUUUGACGGGUAUCAAUGCCGGGAAGACGCCACGCUGCUCUCGGUCGGCAGCUUCGCGGGCGAUCACUUUGUCAGAUACCUUGUCGGUGGCUGCUUGGAAGUGGCUCGCGGCAUCCAUUCAGCUCUGGGGACACCUCCUUCAGUGCUCGACGCCGACCCAGCGGCCCUUGAGCGCUCGUUCUGCUCCUCCUCCUCCAACUCUUCCGACUCGCUACCGUUUUGU